GCUGGUCCUCUGCUCUGCUUUGCGGCCGGCCCAGCAUGCUUCAUUGGCUGUCUCCGCCCUCGGCUUUGAUCGGGCCAAGGAGGUCCUCCAGCACGACAGCCUGGAAGGCGGGGGAGAAGAUUGGCCGAAUGCCUACCGGUCGUGUCCAAUGUCGGCGGACGAAUCUCGGGCCUGCGUCGUCUGUUGGCAUCAUCGUGAAUGGGGGGUUCCUGCGUACCAGUUGUACACAGGGCUCCUCUUUGGCCUGCCCUUGGCUGUCACGUCUUUCAACAGGUAUUCCAGAUUCAGUGAAGCCUUGGGACGCAGACUCCUGUUCCUCCUUGUAUCCCUCUAUUUUGACGACGCGCACCUCACUGACUGGUCCUCGAGCAAAGGGUCCGGGCAGCAGGCCUUUCGGGACCUGAAUGAGAUCAUGGGCUCCCCCUUUGCCGAGGACAAGCGCCAGGACAUGGCGCCCACCGGCACAUUCUUGGGCCUGGACUUCGACCUCUCGGAGAUUUCGGGAGAUGGAACAGCGCUGAAGGCGCGGCAAACCGAGAAGGUGGUGGAGCUCACUGGUGCCCUUCGACAGUCGAUGGAGGUCAUCCGAGCUGUGCUGGCAAUGCGCCCCAGACGCCGUGUCGAAGUAUUUCCUUCAGAGCAUUGCCGUUUCGUGGCGGCAAGUGAUGCCGCCGAAGAUGUCCCCGGGGAAGGCACCGGGGGCUUCUUGCUGGUUUGGCGCUCUGGACUUCCCUCGCGGGAGGCCUUUGUGGCCGAGGUGUCGCCCUCAGUGUAUUCGCUCUUCACACCUGGCGACCACAAGAUUGCGCAGCUCGAGUUGUCGAUGGUGCUCUAUGCCCUCACGGCGCGCCCCUCGCGCUUCCGGGGGGCCAGGGGCGUCUGGUAUAUCGACAAUGUGGCGGCCCUUAUGUGUCUCAUUCGUGGACGCAGUGAUUCUCCCGAUUUGGAACGGAUGGCCAACUUGAUUCAUGUGGCCUUGUUCGCCUUGCAGACUUGGAUUUACUGGGAGUGGAUCCCAUCUAAGUCUAACUGGUCUGAUUCUAUCAGCCGCUUGGGGUGGAGAGACCCCUGGCAUCGCAUGCAUCAUUUCAAGUGCUUCCCUGCAUACUUCCCCGCUUCGCUCUGGCGCCUGCCGCUGAGACCUGUGACUCUCAUCUUCGAGCUUUUGUAG
Messenger RNA from Symbiodinium necroappetens, 1171 nucleotides. Lineage: Eukaryota; Dinophyceae; Suessiales; Symbiodiniaceae. The record is from the annotation of a GenBank genome assembly.